Messenger RNA from Metopolophium dirhodum (rose-grain aphid), 1089 nucleotides. RefSeq lists its product as uncharacterized. NCBI's taxonomy places the organism in Eukaryota, Metazoa, Arthropoda, Insecta, Hemiptera, Aphididae. Gene Ontology annotation, biological process: DNA integration. The record is from RefSeq and is a predicted model, not a curated record. Gene Ontology annotation, molecular function: nucleic acid binding. Bases 1 to 1089 code for a protein of 362 amino acids. The transcript is spliced from 2 exons.
AUGCAUGGUGGUCCAGCUGCAAUGCUUGCUUAUGUUCGAGAACGUUUUUGGCCUAUACAUGGACGCACCAUGGCUAGAAAGGUAUUCUAUGAAUGCGUAAGUUGCUUUAGAACAAAACCUGUUACCGUUCAACGAAUAAUGGGUGAUCUGCCAAAACAAAGGAUAGAACCAAGUCGACUAUUCUCCGUAUGUGGUAUAGAUUUUGCUGGACCUUUCAUGAUUAAAGGAAGUUUACGUCGAAAUGCACCAAUUACAAAGGGAUAUUUAUGUGUUUUCAUAUGUUUUGCCACAAAGGCAAUACAUCUCGAACUAGUGUGUGAUUUAUCAACGCAAGCAUUCUUAAACGCACUUAAACGUUUCACCAGCCGAAGAGGACUCUGUUCAGACCUAUACUCCGAUAACGCAACAAAUUUCGUUGGGGCCAAUCGAAAAUUAUCCGAGUUAAAAAAUUUAUUUCAUAAUGAAGACAGUAUGGAAACCCUCCAAGGAUAUUUUACCAAAUUGGGAAUCCGCUGGCAUUUCAUACCCCCUCGAUCCCCUCAUUUCGGGGGCCUAUGGGAAGCUGCGGUAAAGUCGAUAAAGACUCAUUUAUACAGAACGGUAGGUAACGCAAAUAUGACUUAUGAGGAAUUGAACACUGUUGUAAUUCAAGUAGAGGCCUGUCUAAAUUCCCGCCCUUUGUGCCCGUUGUCCUCCGACCCGUCCGACUUAAAGGCUUUAACCCCGGGACAUUUCCUAACUGGAGACUCGUUAGUUGCUAUACCUGAGCCCAACGUUACCACCACACCUAUAAAUAGACUGAAUAGGUGGCGAAGAGUAACACAGGCUUUCCAACAAAUAUGGUCUCGAUGGCAAAAGGAGUAUUUGGCUCAGUUGCAGCAGCGUGGUAAAUGGGAAAGCGAAAAGGGGCCAAGGGUGAAGAUUGGUACAGUGGUAUUGAUGAAAGAAGAUAACAUACCUCCUUUACAAUGGAAAUUAGGCAAGGUAGUUCAAUUGCAUACUGGUCCAGACAAAGUCGUAAGAGUAGUCACAUUGCUUUCUGCCAAGGGUCAAUUUACGCGAGCUAUUCGGAUGAUUUUACGUAUUUGA